Messenger RNA from Grus americana (Whooping crane), 2565 nucleotides. RefSeq lists its product as uncharacterized. The record is from RefSeq and is a predicted model, not a curated record. NCBI's taxonomy places the organism in Eukaryota, Metazoa, Chordata, Aves, Gruiformes, Gruidae. Bases 1 to 1368 code for a protein of 455 amino acids. The transcript is spliced from 18 exons.
AUGUGUUAUGGGCAUGACUUUGAGUUUGCCCAUGUUUUCCUGGAGUCUGGGACAUAUGUUUUCAGGGAUAAGACCAUUCAGGAACACUUCCUGAUUGUGACUGUGAAUGAAGCAAAUGUGGGCUGUGACCCCAGAAAUGUGUCCUUCCAGCCCUCUUCUCUGUUCCAGCUGGCCAGACAUGGGGUUUUGAAGCAACAGGAUCUGAACUUAGCUCCUAACUGGGCUGCUAUCACAGUGGUCCUCUUUGUUCUGGGCUUCCUAAUUGUGAUGCUGACAACCCUGGCCAUAGUGCUUCAGCCUGCUGUCCCCAUCAUUAGCCCCCUGAAGAGCUGGAAGCCACGAUGGAGGAGCCUGGGCGAGCCACAUGUCCCACCAGAGUACAUCCUCCUUAAAGACAGCCUUCAGUUCUAUCAGAUGGUGGGUCCUCAUGCUUCUGGAGAAGGUGCUGGCUUUGCAGAGAAAGGAGCUACACGUAAUGCAGAAGACCGUUUUGCACUGCGAGUUCUGGAGGACUUCAGUGUUCGCACCCUGUACGAUAAGCUGGAAGAUCAGAAUUUGCACCUGGCAUCUCAGCUGGCAAAGCACAGGAGGGAUGUGUUGGUGUUUUACAACGGAAUCAGCCAGCAGGUUCAAAAUCUCAUGAACAUGGUGCAAGCACUGGACUCCGAAGGCCUGAAAAUCUUCACCAGGCAAAGGAUUUGUAGUCAUAAACCUGCAGACAGCAGCGGGGCAGCAGUGGGCGUUGAACAAUUCGAUGAGCACGGUAGCAACAACUUUCAAGCAGGUGCUCCAUGGCAAGAGGCGACAGAGUUAAUGAAAACUCUGGAAAUGCUGCUUGGGAAUGCUCUGUACAAGAACGUAGCUGUGAAACAAGAGAUGGAGCAGAAGGUCCAAGGACAGGAUGUGGUGGCAGUUGUACCCUCACUGGGCAGCCUGGCCAGUGAAAAUAAAUCAGAAGUAGUGGAAGGGCAGGAUCAUGAGCUGCCUCAGCAAUAUGAGCUCUUCAGCAGGAAAGAUGCUUUUUUCAGCUUCCCUGGACAUGAAGAACAUGAUCUCCAGUUGGCUUAUCUGACCGAGUUGGAGGUAGAGGGCCUGAUAGCAGCUUCUCCACUUGCCAAGACUCUGUGUGAGAUCAAGCAAGCUUUGGUGAAUCUGCAGCAACCUUCAGACCUUGUUAAUUCAGAAAAUGAAAAGACCCUUUGCAACAUUCAGUGUAAAGUUCAGCUUCUCUUGGAGAGCAUCAAACGCUGCUGUGGCUGUGAGAAGGAAGGUGAAAUUGAACUGGCAGAUGAGAAUGACCAGGUGAAGAAUUUGCUCCAGAACCAGGACCACUACACACCACAGCUCCUGGCUAAAUUGGGGAAGUGAGAAGAUUCAAAAGUGUCACCUACCAGAGUGAAGUCCAGAAAAUACGGCAAACAAGCAAUCUCGCUUUUUGAAGUUCCAUCCAAAGAAGUAGAGAUACACGUGAGCCAGCGGUGUCAUGGUGUCUGCUGAAGAGGUUCUUUGCACUAGAAGCAGUGCUGCCAGAAAAGACUUUCUACUUAGAUUUCUACAACAAUACAGUCAUUUGUAUUCUGUCAGUUUUUGGUGUGGAGAACUGCUCAUUCAAAACAUUUUCACAUGGGUCAUCAAGAAGCUAUGAUUGUCUCUAAUAUAUCUAAAGUAAUCCUGGGUUACUUGAAAUAGUGAGCUACAGAGGUGUGUCUGUCUAUCAACUGCUGAGUUAGCUGCUCCCUGCCUAAAGAAAGUUCAAAAAGUGCGUCUAGAACUUGCAGAGCCAACCUGUAGUUUGCGGUCUGAAUCUGCUCCUCCAGAACAACACACCCAGCCUCAUUCCUGACAGACAUCGCAGCCUGUCAAGUGGCAGAGGCAAGCUUCAGGAUGAAAAAGGGACAGUUAAAAGAGGAAUGAAGCAGUACUCAUAAUAACGGCCUUCUGGAAGCAAUGUGCUGGCGUUCUGUAUUUCUGCAUGUGUAAGAGUGACCAGGGAGCGUACAUUGGCAGUGUCCUUUGUUCUUGAGUUGGACAGCCCCAUCUCUGACGCUGGAAGGAAACUGUUCCUGUUUCCAAAAGGAGCUCGGCUUUACCUCCAGCGAUGCAGAGGGGACAGCGCUAUCUGCCGGAUCUGCAGAACAGCGCCGUUGUUUUCCAGGAUUGCCCAGCACCGGACGUUUCUUACCUCCUGCCUGCGUGUACACACACAGCACACAUGAAAGACGAUGACAAUUGUGCUACUAGGAGGAGACAGUUGGAAACUCACAGAUGGAAGGUGUGGAACAUAGCCAAAGACCACAAAAGUUUCUCUUUCACAAUGAGAGAUUUGAUUCUGCAAGAUUACCUGACCAAACAUCUCCAGGACAAAAAAAGUCUCUUGGAAUCCUUCAUAUUUCCUGGACUCCUGUGAAAACAAACCGCAUUUGAGAAGUAGUUCAGAGCUGUCUUCUAGGGGACUUGGAAAUGAACUUAAAGCUGUAUGCUUGUGUUUACUGACAGCUGGGAAGAGAUUCAGCUUUGUUCACUGUUUAAGGAAAAAAGCAGCAGCUAGCACUUCAAUCCAGCCAA